AUGAAAUUUGAUGUUAUUGAUGCAGCUAAAAAAGUGCAAACAAAUGCAACUAUUCAGCAAGUCAAGAUAGGGUUAAAAAAGAUUCAGCGAGUCAAGAUAGGGUUAAAAAAGAUUUGCAAAUUCGACUCCGAUUCUUCUUCUGAUUCAUCCUCACAUCAUAGAAAAAGAAUUAAAAAAGCUAAAAAUACAAAAAAGAAGAAAAUACUUGAAAAGAAAAAAAGACACUAUGUUUCAGAUUCUUCAUCUUUACAGUCAGAGACAUCAGAGUCAGAGACAUCCACAACAGAGAGUGAUGAAUAUGAUAAAGUAAAUAAAAAGAAAAAAAGAAAAGUCAAAAAAUAUUUCAAGCGCCACAAGAAAUUAAUCCAUAAUGAUGUGAAGCACAAAAAGAAAAAACAUGUUUCUGAUUCUUCAACAGAAUCAGAGACAGAAUCAUACACACAUUCAACGGAUGAUGAAUCUGAUGAAGAAAUCUAUGUAAAAAAGAGAACCGGUGAUAGAAAAUAUGUUGAAGGAGUGACAAAGAUUAAAGAAGCAAAAAGGAAGAGGAAUAGUAGGGACAAUCGUGCAGCAAUAAAGAAACAAAAAACCGUGAAAGAGCAAAAGACUGUGAAAGAUAUAUUGAAGGAGUUGCCUUCAAUAAACACUAGAUCAACACCUGGAUUGAUGACAGAUGCUGUAAGUUUUUUGACAUCAGAACAAAAAGAUUGGGUGAAACGGAUGGGAUUUAAAGCCUUUUUGAAGAUCAACAUUAAGAGUAUUCCCUUAAAACUUUGCCAUUUUGUGCUUAAGCAUUACGAUGAAGGCACAAACAGUAUUCUGAUUAAAGGAAAAAGAAUAAAGAUCACAAAGGAAAAAAUUCAUAAAGUGUUUGGUUUACCCAAAACUGGAAAAAGCUUAUUUGAUUUGCACAAGGUUAGUGAAGAUCAUCAAGUGUUUGAUGGAUGGAUGAAGGAACUUGAAUACGGAAAGGCAAAUGCACCAAACUACAAGAAGAUUAUUCAAAAAUCCGAACAAGUGGAUAUGAAUUUCAAGCUGGGUUUCAUAGCUUUAUUUGUUAAUACGUUUGCAGAAUCCAUUCCUAUGGGGACAAACAACUUAGUUCCAGUUAGAGCACUUGUUGAAGUAGAUGACAUUUCUAAAAUCGAUUGGUGUGCAUAUUUGUUGUACUGUGUGAAAAAUUCAAAAGGGAGAUGGCAUCCAGACAACCCCAAGUGUUAUUAUAUAGGCCCGAUGUUGUUGCUAUUGCUAAUUUACUGUGAUGAAAUUGAAUGCAAGCUCCAAAAAAUAGAACGUAAAACACCAUUAGUUACGAUGUGGACAGCAGAUAAGUUGAAGGAAAGACAAUCUUUUGAGAUUGAAGCUGGUGGAUUUGGGGUUGGGAAUCUAAUUGAACAAAGUUCAAAUUUAGAACUUGAGAAGAAUGAAAAUCAGGUGAAUGAGAAUCAGGACAUGCGUAUUGAGGAGUAUGAAGAAAAGUAUGAAAAAAUUUUCAACAAUGUCUCAACUGAAAAGAAUGAUAUGGAAGAUAUUAUUUUUCAUUGUCUAUCGAAGUUCCCUGAAGACAAUAAAACGAAGGAGAUGAUAAGAAAGUUUAGAGACAUAUUUUCAACUACACUUUUUUCUAGUCGAGAGAAAUCAGAAACUAUUAAGGAGAGAACUGAAGUCAAAUCAGAUAGAGAUGAAGAGCUUAAUAAAACAAACAUUUCUGAUUCUGAUGAUGAUAAAGAUGAAGGAAUGAAUACAAAGUUGGUUGCAUUUUUAGCUAUUAAACCAUUACAACAGAAGUUUCCAGAGAAUGAAGAAACACAAGAAGAAGAUCAAGAUAUGAAUGUUGAUGACCGAAUAAAUUUGGGUUUUGAGAAUAAUAUUGGCGAGGAAACGAUUAGACAUCCGCAUAAUCCAGAAAGACAAAUAGAAUUUGAAGGCAUAAAUGUUGAUGACAAAAUAAAUUUGGCUUUAGAGGUGAAUAAUAUAGACGAGACUAUUGAAAAAAAGAAUUUAGAAGACAAUGUUGAUAGCAAAAAUCUUGUUAAAGGUGGUGAAAUUAUUGGUGGGGAGAAUAUUAGGGAGGGGAAUAUUGUAGAGAAGGUGGUUGGAGACAACAUAGGUGAGAGCUCAAUUGUUACACCAAAACACAAUCCAAAAGAAACUGGUGAUAAUUCUGAGGGUAAUGAUGAAGAUGGAGAAUUAGAAGGGAAUGAAGAGCAUAUUUUAGAUGAGAAAGGGAAAAAGGGUCAGAAUGUGAAUGAAAGAGGGAAAAGGAAGGUGACUAAUCCAGAUAUUUUUAGAUCACCUUUUGUGAAUAGGGUAAUUGACUUAAGUGAAAAAGUCAGUACUGAGCAAGAGAUAAUGGCGCAAAUCAUGUUUAGAUGCGUUGCAGACAAAGAUCCAAUGGAAAUGCUGUUUGAAACUGAGUCUGGAGACAUAAUGGAUAGGGUGCAUUUUGAGGGUAUGCGUCCAAAUCAUAAGAUACAUCCUUUCGUUAUUGAUUGUUGGGCUGCUGUUCUUAAUUUUGAAGAAGAAAACCUGAGAAACAAAAAAUCACCACCACGUGUCUUCUUCAACACUCAAAUUAUGACAGAAAAAUUACUGGAUUCUUCAAUACCUUUUGUUGAAAGAUCCCGACUUUUUGAUGAGGCUGUAAACAAUUACUUAUAUGACAUCAAAAGAAAAGUGGAUUUCAAUUCUAUUAAUCUGGUGUUUUUUCCAAUACACAACCGUGGUCAUUUUUAUUGUAUUCUUUUCAACCUUACAAAUCCAGAACAUAUAAUCAUUGACAACAUAAGAUACACCAAAAAAGUAGAAGAUGUCUAUGAGAGAUUCCUAAACUUGUGCAAAUGUACUUUUCAAAGUUUUUGGACAACAAUCGGCGGGAUAAGGCAUAUGGAAAAAUACAUGGGUGAGAAAGAAGAAAAAUGGGAUGUGGAACUGGGAGAAGAAAGUGUUAGGACAUCUAAAAAGAUUGCAAAGUUGCGUACAUUUUAUGUUUCUAAGCUAGCAAACCAUCAAAUCAACAAGCAGAGAAAAUUGAAUGUUACAGAAGCAUUGGAAUUUUCAAAACUUGAUAAGAAAACUAGGUGUAUGUUGGUGAAAGAAGGCAGUGAAGCAAGAGACAAUUUGGAAAUGAAGAAAGUUUGA
This is a messenger RNA of Lactuca saligna, 3141 nucleotides long. The record is from the annotation of a GenBank genome assembly. Lineage: Eukaryota; Viridiplantae; Streptophyta; Magnoliopsida; Asterales; Asteraceae.